Molecule: messenger RNA, 210 nt
Organism: Haemonchus placei
Lineage: Eukaryota; Metazoa; Nematoda; Chromadorea; Rhabditida; Trichostrongylidae
Source: the annotation of a GenBank genome assembly
AUGCACGUAUGCACCCUCGCCUUACAAAUUCUGAAACUUCUGCUCAACUACACAGACCCUAGAUGUGACAGGACUCCUCUUGAACUGAUUUAUGCGCUCGCCAAGGGCAGCUAUGAUCCCGAGUUUGUUUUGUACGCCGACGAAGAUGCUUCUCAGGACAGAAGUCUACCUCCAGCUGAACGUCUUUCGCUACGAAUCGCAAGCCGCUAA